UUAAGGGUAGAAGGAGACCUUGAAGAUCUUACCAGACACACAGCCCCCUCUGGUGCUGACACAUACACACACACACACACACACACACACACCCUUCACCAUGUCCUCUCCCUCCCUGCUCCUCCCCUUCCUGACCCCCUGCCCCUUGGCCAUGGAGUACCUGAAAGAUUUCGACCUGCUCAAAUUCGAGGUCAAACCAGACAUCGCCACUAACCCAGCCCCCAGCCCCCUCCCUAAACCCUCUCCUCACCCCUCCUCCAGUCCUUGCUCCACCCACCUGCUCCAGGACUCCACCCACCCUUCCACUGACCCUGCCCACCCCCACCAAGACUCCGCCUACCCUUGCCCUGACCCCGCCCACCCCUACCAGGACUCCGCCCACCAGCUCCAGACCUCCAGCCCCAACACCUCCCUGCCUCCCUCCCCAACACUGAGUGAGACCCAGCCCCAUCCCACUUCCUACUCCUGCCUCUCCUCCUCCUCCUCCUCCUCCUCCUCCUCGUCUUCCUCUUUCACCUUGUCUCACUCCACCCCCAGCACGUUCCCUGGGGUGUGCAGCCCCGCCCCUGGCCCCGCCCCUAGCCCCGCCUCCCUGGAGGAGCUGAUUUGGCUGGCGGCGGUGCAGCAGCAGUUUGGGGGUGCGGAAGGCGGGGCACCCCUGGGCGGGGUCGUGGAGCGGGCGGACCGAGAGAGGGGGGCAGCGGCAGCGUUUCUGGGGUUCGAGGACCCUGUGGAGGGCCUGUUCAGCUCCCAGAGCUCCAGCUCCAGUCAGCAGGACUGUGACAGUGCCAGAGGAGGUGACUCCUGCUCAGAAGCUGCAGACCUGUAUGACCUCCAGCACGUGCUCCUCCUCCCCCCAAGCUCCGCCCCCUCACCUAACCCCCCAGGCUCUGCUCCCCGCCCACACCACCCAAACGCCCAGAGCCAGCUCCACCACCUCCAUCAUCAUCUGCAGCACCCCCAUCACCAUCAUCAUCAUCAUAAUCAUCAUCAUCAUGAUCAUCACCAGCAUCUUCAUCUGCAGGUGGGCCUGGUGCAGCAAGGGGGUCUGAGAGGGGAGGAGUGUAGGGUGGGGGGGCGGAGAAAUGACCUCCUCUCCCCGUCCCCGCCCCUGCGCCCUCCCCCCCCGCCCAUCCUGCCCCCCCCCCACCCCCUUCAGCAGCGCCGGCCCGAGGAGCGCCUGCGCCUGUCGGACGAGCAGCUGGUGGGCCUGUCGGACGAGCAUCUGGUGGGCCUGUCGGACGAGCAGCUGGCGGGCCUGUCGGCGCGGGAGCUGAACCGGCGCCUGCGGGGCGUGGCCCGGGACGAGGCGCGGCGGCUCAAGCAGAAGCGUCGCACGCUGAAGAACCGCGGCUACGCCCAGCGCUGCCGCCGCAGGCGACUGCAGCACCGCCACGCCCUGGAGUCCGCCCGACACGCCCUCACCUGGCAGCUGGAGCAGCUGCAGCGGGAGCUCUCUCUGGUCCUGAGGGAACGGGACGCCUACAAAACUCGCUACGAGGAGCUCGUGAGCGCCACCGAGGCCCGGCCCGCCCGCUCGCUCCGCCCCCCUCCCUCCUCCGCCCCCGACUGCUUCCUGCGACGGCAGGAAGUGGCAUGAGAACAAACAGAGGUGGGCGGGGCCGAGAGAGGCGACAUCGUCGUUAGCGCCGUUGACCACUGGACCAGGCGGAAGGCUGGAAAGCUGAAAUGAAAAGAAUACAUUUUUUUUAUUUUUCUGAAAUCACUAAUGAUUACGAGUGUUACAUCUGUGGCAUCAGGGCUCGCAAUCAGGGUUAAAAUUUCAGAGACGUCAGUUCGAAAUCACUGUGAAUUUUUUGUUGUUGUUGCAAAUAGUGAAGGUUUGAAUCUUGAAAGCUGUCAGAGUCCUGUCACUCUGUCACUGCUUCCUGUGUGACAUCACUGGCCCUCCUGUGACGUCAUCACCGGCCGUGGUUGUCGGAAACUGUGAAAACAGGAUGCAACGGGAAUGGCAGAUUGAGUCAGGCUUAACGAUAAUGAGAAACCAGGGUGAAAGCAUGAUAGCGGUGAUAAUUAAACAGGGGUGGAAUCAUUAGCCUGAAGUGGAAAUCGAGACAUCAUUAAAAGUGAUGGUAAGUGUGGGGUACGCUCUCAAAAGCAAGGGUUUCAAACGGCUCCUCUGUGUCUCCACAGAGGAACCCUAUCUAGUUCAAGGGUUCUUAGUCCAGCAAAACGGUUCGACGUGGCAGCUUCCACACUUCUCACCUCCCAUGCAGGGUUCCGUGAAGAACUGAAAAGGGGUUCCCCCCAUAAGCCGGGGAACCCCUUCAGAACCGUUUUUCUCUUGUCCCUCUGAGAGCCUAGCGGGGGAGGAGAGGGCGACGGUGUUAAAGUACAGCACAGUCAUCGCCGAAGCCCGGACGGACUCGAGAAAAAAAGUUCAGGGACGCAGAUGGCGCAGGCGUGCUGAAUCACGGCUCUCCGGGCGCGAGAAUCCCACUGUCGCCCCUGAGCAGGGCAGGCGAGUGGAGAGGCGUAGC
Messenger RNA from Anguilla anguilla (European eel), 2501 nucleotides. Its product is annotated as transcription factor MafB-like. The transcript is spliced from 4 exons. Gene Ontology annotation, cellular component: nucleus. Gene Ontology annotation, molecular function: DNA-binding transcription factor activity, RNA polymerase II-specific; RNA polymerase II cis-regulatory region sequence-specific DNA binding. Lineage: Eukaryota; Metazoa; Chordata; Actinopteri; Anguilliformes; Anguillidae. Gene Ontology annotation, biological process: regulation of transcription by RNA polymerase II. The record is from RefSeq and is a predicted model, not a curated record. The coding region runs from base 101 to 1600 and encodes 499 amino acids.